Molecule: messenger RNA, 894 nt
Organism: Cylindrotheca closterium
Lineage: Eukaryota; Bacillariophyta; Bacillariophyceae; Bacillariales; Bacillariaceae
Source: the annotation of a GenBank genome assembly
AUGGUUGCUGAACUUGGACAAUAUGUUCAUGCAAUUGGGACGGAUUCCAACAAUUUGAUGGAACUCCGAAGUAUUGAAGCAAUUUACAUUGAACCUACAAAAGAAGAAUGCACUGGGCACCAAGUGCUCAACCUCAAUACUAAGAAGAUGAUUUCCGACCCAAGGUUGUUGUACUACCCAGAUUUGGAGACAUUUCAAGAUGGCGAUCAAAUUGCAGGAGUGGAUGACAUGGAACAAGGUUACUUAGAAGAAGCCUUUGAUCAGGACUAUGAACCUGAAGAUGAAGAUGAAUGUGAUUUCAAUCUACGUGGACAAUUCGAUGAUAUUGAUGACUCCGAAAGAGAAGAGCUCUUGGCACAUGUAGACAAUGAUGUCAAUGAUAUGCCAGAACUCACUGUCAGAUUCCAAGGAGAUGAUGACUAUGAAUCAGACGCCAAUUCGGGUGAUGAAGGCGAUGAAGAGGAAGAACCUAUUGUGGCCAAUUUAGAUCACCAUCAAGAAAAUGUCGAUAGAGGAACCGAUGAAAUUGGGAGCCUCCUUACUGACCUUGAGGACCUACAAGAGCCGCCAGAAGAAGAGAUUGUAUUUGAGCCUGAAGAGCCUCAAGUGGCAAAAGUCACUCGAUCUGGGCAAACGUAUGCGCAAGCUGCAAUGUCUGGGCUGAACCUUUCCCAAGUUCCCAAGAGACCAAGAGAAUGGCCUUCAAGCAUGAGUGGCAGUUCUGCCAAUAAGAACAAGAAUCGAGUUGCGACAAGACGCAAGCAUCAAGAGAGAGAAUUGAAACUGUUGAAGAACAAGUUAAAAUCUGGCAUUCGUACCAAAGAAGGAAGUUGCAGUACUAAAGACAGUAAAGCUAUCCUUGAAGCACAGCACAAUUUAUGUUUCCAGAGAUGA